GGCAUCACCUCCCCCCCCACACACACACACACCCCGAUUUGCUUCAGACUUGGGUCGGUCGGGGAACCAGAGCUCCGCCGUCCCCUAAACGCCAGCGGCCGUUUGAACCUGCUUGUCCCCCACCCCCGGCGGGCGGGGCGGGCUCACUCGCACUCCCUCCCGGCUCUGCCCGCCUGCUUCUCCCGCCCGGGACGCGCCUCCCUCCCGCAACCCAGUCCUGUGAGCCCCGCGUCUCCGCUGCCUCCUGCUCCCGCCUGGCCGGAUCGGAUCCGAGCCCGAGCAUGGAACCCGGACAGCCUCGGGAGGCCCGUGAACCCGGGCCAGGGGCAGAGACCGCCGCGACGCCGCGCUGGGAGGAUGCCAAGACUUUCUAUGACAAUCUCUCUCCCAAGAAGAAACCCAAAUCGCCAAAGCCUCAGAACGCGGUCACCAUUGCUGUGUCCUCCAGAGCCUUGUUCCGCAUGGACGAGGAGCAGAGGAUUUACACGGAGCAGGGUGUGGAGGAGUAUGUACGCUACCAGCUGGAGCAUGAGAAUGAGCCCUUCAGCCCUGGACCAGCCUUUCCCUUUGUGAAGGCCCUGGAGGCUGUGAACAAGCGGCUUCGGGAGCUGUAUCCCGAUAGCGAGGAUGUUUUUGACAUUGUCCUCAUGACUAACAAUCAUGCUCAAGUGGGAGUCCGUCUCAUCAACAGUAUCAACCACUAUGACCUGUUCAUUGAGCGAUUCUGCAUGACAGGUGGGAACAGCCCCAUCUGCUACCUCAAGGCCUAUCACACUAACCUCUACCUGUCAGCUGAUUCGGAGAAAGUGCGAGAAGCCAUUGAUGCCGGGAUUGCAGCUGCCACCAUCUUCAGCCCCAGCAGGGACAUAGCUGUGUCCCAGAACCAACUCCGCGUGGCCUUCGAUGGGGACGCAGUACUCUUCUCUGACGAGUCCGAGCGCAUUGUCAAGGCCCACGGGCUGGACAGGUUCUUCGAGCAUGAGAAGGCCCACGAGAACAAACCUUUGGCACAGGGCCCCCUAAAAGGCUUUCUGGAAGCCCUGGGUAGACUGCAGAAGAAAUUCUACUCUAAAGGUCUGCGGCUGGAGUGCCCGAUUCGCACUUACUUGGUGACAGCGCGCAGUGCAGCCAGUUCUGGGGCCCGGGCCCUCAAGACCCUGCGAAGCUGGGGCCUGGAGACAGAUGAGGCCUUAUUCCUAGCCGGAGCACCCAAGGGCCCCCUUCUUGAGAAGAUCCGCCCACACAUCUUCUUUGAUGACCAGAUGUUCCAUGUGGCUGGGGCUCAGGAGAUGGGCACAGUGGCUGCCCAUGUGCCUUACGGCGUGGCCCAGACACCCCGACGGGCUGCUGCUGCUGCUGUUGCUAAGCAGACUUUAAGUUCACAGUAGCUAAGUCACCUUGCUCCAGGCAACCCGUCACUCUUCCAGACCUCAUCUGGUGAACUUUCCUGGUUCCUCACUGUCCACGCUCCUGCAUGCCGUCCUCUUCCCUCUGCUCAGGUACUCCAAGGAACUUAGGAAGACUGGGCCAGCAUUCUCGAAGUCCCUGCUAGCCAAACACUGCUGUGAUCCUGGCUGGGAAAGCAGGACUCUGCAGGGUAGCCUGAAUGUCAUGGAGAAAUUGGUGGGUAGAGAGUGGUAUAGUCAGAGAAGCCAGAAUGCCAAAGGGCUUGGGAUGAAAACUGUCGCAUGUAGUCCAGAGAACAUUGUGUGAGAGAGGGCGGAUUUGGCAUCUAAAGCAGACAGACCUGGCGUAGACUGCGUGACUUAAGUCCCUCUUUUUCUUUUUCUUUUUGUUUGUUUUUUUUGUUUGUUUGUUUGUUUUGUUUUGUUUUUUUGAGACAGGGUUUCUCUGUGUAGCUUUGCACCUUUCCUGGAUCUCGCUCUGUAGACCAGGCUGGCCUUGAACUCACAGAGAUCCACCUGCCUCUGCCUCCCAAGUGCUGGGAUUAAAGGUGUGCACCACCACUGCCCAGCCCAAGUCCCUCUUUUUCAUAAGCCUCAGUUUACCCCUCUCCCUUUUAGGUGGUUUCCAAGCUUGGUUUUACAAGAUUGUGCCCCAAAUGAAUCAUCCUGUGCUGGGGCUGCUAGUACCUAUGGCACCUAUGUAGAUUACAAGAUGACAUUCUGUCCAGGUGAAUGAAUUACAAAAACGAUGGUCCUUCCUCUGGCCUAAGCCGGGACACAGGCUAGAUUCCAGCCCUUCGCCCCUCAGCCCAUCGAAUGGGAAAUAUGCACAGUUCUGCACAGCAGCCCUGCCUGUAUCUUUCCAUGUUGGGAAGCUACUGCACAGGAUAGCCCGCUGUUUCCUGUGGUUUGCUAACCUGGGCCAUGGACCAUCAACUGCCGGGUGGAAGGUUUGGGGAAAGAAAUGAGAGGAAUGUAGCCCACAUGCAAAUUCUCCUCUAGCCCGUAGGGGGCACUGUAGGCUCUAGCUGGAGUGGACUUCAGCGGCUUGCCAACUCUGGGUUUCCUUUACCUUCAGCUUUUAGGGAAAGUUCAGUAGUUCUGCCUCCCAACCUCCUCACCUCAGUCCUGGGUCUACCAGUCACCGCUACCUGCCAUGCUGUGAGGAAGCUCUCCCAGCAUCGAGAGAGAGAGCUGUAGACCCAAAGUUGGAGAAAGCACAGGCCCUAAAGUGAGUGGUUGUCCAGGCUGAGUCUGAGGGCAAGCUGCUGCAGGGAGACGUGGGAAGUGUCAGGUCUGAUCUGAUCUGAGAUGCUAAGGACGUGAUGGCUUAGAGAAGGACGAGUUGAACGUGCACCAGCAUGAGUCUAUUGUGGAUAGGGGAAAGCCAGUCAGAGCUACCCUGGAGGUAAUGAGCUGUCACUGGAGUGCCGUGCAAAGGAUUCUGGGUUGGGCUGAGCUCCCUGAGAGGUACCAUUGAUGACUCCACCUUUGCAUGAAUCCACGCAGCCCUUUCUUCUCCACAUGAUGAGUGAUAGUCACUUCCUCCUUUGCUAAGCAGCCCUGGCGCUCAGAGGAAGGAUGGAAGAGUGGAUGGUUGGUCCCCUAGGAAGAAGGGGCAAGCAGACAUGUAUUCGUACAUUGAGUCCCUGGCUCCCACAGGGAUGCCAGCAGUGAGGAAACCCAAAGCAUCAUCAGAGGGCCAAGAGAGGAGCCUGGAUAUUGAAGGGCAACCAGAGACUCUAACCUCUGCCCUUCUAGGAGUUUGACUUGGGAUCUGAAUGAGUACAUGUUCUGGCCAGCGUGUCUCGGGGUAACAGGUUCAGAAAGGAGGACAAAGAAGACUCAGGAGCUCCUGGAAAUGAGUUCCAGCUUGGGCUGAACAAGAAACACAGGGCUGAGCGUGCAUCUGUGCUUGCAGCGUGCGGACACUGUUCCUGUCUGUGCCUGCAGCGUGAGGACACCGUUCCUGUCUGUGCCUGCAGUGUGCGGACACCGUUCCUGUCCAUGCCUGCAGCGUGUGGACACCGUUCCUGUCUGUGCCUGCAGCGUGAGGACACUGUUCCUGGAAGGCAGAGAUGAACGUGAGGUAGACAAAGCUGCUUUACGGAGCCGUUGGCAUUAUUUGCACCCGGGAGGGCAAGACACGAAGGUGAUUUUGCACAGGGUCAUUUUCAUCAUUAUAGCCAGGACCCUUGUGGGUGGCGGAGGAGGCCUCGGGGUAGAACCAAGUCUGCAAGGGGCUUCCUCUACGCCUGGUUCUCCACGCCUGGUCAGAGAUGUUGUGUGACCUAAGAACAGAUGCAAGGAAGUGAAGAUGGGUGAGAGAAGAAGCUUGGCCUCAGGGCGCUCUCCAUCUUCACUGGAUCACACAGCAGCCUUCCGCCAUGAGGCCAUAGU
This is a messenger RNA of Peromyscus maniculatus bairdii (prairie deer mouse), 3806 nucleotides long. RefSeq names its product 5'-nucleotidase, cytosolic IA (gene Nt5c1a). Gene Ontology annotation, cellular component: cytoplasm; cytosol. Gene Ontology annotation, biological process: nucleotide metabolic process; adenosine metabolic process. Gene Ontology annotation, molecular function: magnesium ion binding; 5'-nucleotidase activity; nucleotide binding. NCBI's taxonomy places the organism in Eukaryota, Metazoa, Chordata, Mammalia, Rodentia, Cricetidae. The record is from RefSeq and is a predicted model, not a curated record.